GAUAUUACAGAAUGAUCAACUCUCGCGUAUGGCAUGAUGAAUAUGCAUAUUUACCUCCAUCCGCAGGCCUCGUCUCGGCCUGCAUACAUGCUGAAAUCAUCUAUAUUGGUUGCCAGGCUACUCUAUUUAUGCCAAGCUCUAAGCGCCAUAGGAGAUGGUUGGCUGGGUAUAACGGGCCGGGUUAGAUGGAGCUGCACUUCACAACGCAGAGCGUGGGUGUAUGCUGCAGCGGCGUAAGGCGUGUGUAAAGACAAAGGUUGGAGGAAUGACGACGAUAGGACAAGGCGUGGAGCGAGAGUAGUCCCACGACGAGAGAUUAAGACAAGACCCUAGAGGCAGCAUACCGUGCUGCAAAGAUUGAGCAAAUCUUACAAGCAUCUUACAUUAGAGAUUAUAGGUGGUGUGUCAAGGUUCCGAGAAUUUUUGAGAACAAAGGGGUGUUUUUACAGC
Messenger RNA from Aureobasidium subglaciale EXF-2481, 450 nucleotides. RefSeq lists its product as uncharacterized. The transcript has a single exon. Bases 12 to 185 code for a protein of 57 amino acids. The record is from RefSeq and is a predicted model, not a curated record. Lineage: Eukaryota; Fungi; Ascomycota; Dothideomycetes; Dothideales; Saccotheciaceae.